Messenger RNA from Ilex paraguariensis (yerba mate), 345 nucleotides. The record is from the annotation of a GenBank genome assembly. NCBI's taxonomy places the organism in Eukaryota, Viridiplantae, Streptophyta, Magnoliopsida, Aquifoliales, Aquifoliaceae.
AUGUCGGAGGACAUUGAGUACCGUUGUUUCAUUGGUGGCCUUUCGUGGUCAACAUCUGAUAGGGAUCUAAAGAAAGCUUUUGAAAAGUUUGGCCAUCUUCUUGAGGCAAACGCUGUUUUUGACAAGGCCUCUGAACACUCUUGUGGAUUUGGGUUUGUCACCUUUGAUGACAAGAAAGCAAUGGAAGAUGCUAUUGAAGCAAUGCAUGAAAUGGAUUUGGAUGGACGAACUAUUACAGUGGAUAAAGCUCGGCCAAACCAAGGUUCAGAUAGAGAUAAUGAUAGGGAUCGACCUCGUGACCGUGACCGUGAUUAUGGAGGUGGUCGGUGCUUAGUUGUUUCCGUU